CAUGUUGUUUUAGAAAUGUCAUUCCUGCCAUUUUCAAAAAGGAUAUACAGCUUCUGUCACUUCUUCCUGCUUGUUUUCCUCCAAAUUUUUCCCAUCCUGUGUCCUGCUGGAGCUUUCUGGAACAAGGUUUCUGCACUGCUUCCCACCACUGACUGGUUUUCAGUAGUGCAUGUGUACAUACAUUGACACUUCCUUAAGCAUUGUAUGUUGUAAUGACCACAGUUGAUACCUCUCGAGUUGCCUGUUGCAGCUUUGUGCUAAAGUUUAAGUCUAUUUUCACUUAGUACAGAGGAACCAUGUAUGCUUUCAGUGGGCAGUAUGUGGAUACAGAUACAGACUUAAUCAAAAGGACAAAGCUGAGACUUAAAUGGUACUGAGUUGUUGAUUUGUUUGGAUGGCCUUGAGGAAGUUGGAGGGAGGGGGUUCCACGACUUCUAUAGGUGAAGUACUUCACUAUUGCUCAUUUUAAUAUGUUCCCUUUGCUAUUUUGAAGGUGUUGGAGCUGUGAUCUUUCUAGAAUAGGCAGUCUAGUUCCUCCCACUAUUUGUUUCUUCUGUUUGAAGCAGUGUAUUUGCUGUUGCUUGCAAGUUGAGGAUUACUUGAUAGUACCUCAAAGGCAUUUGGGUGAAAAGGCACGUGCAAGUUCAGGCUAGCAGUGGAAGCUCCAGACUAUAACAGAUGUACAACAAAUGAGUCCUUGUAGUUGUUCCAUGCUAUAUUCAAAAUUCCUGAUGUUCAUGUGAUGAAAGUUUAGAAUGAAUUUCGUUUUAGGCUAUAUCCUUUGGUUAUCAAGCCUACAUAUCAUGUAUUGGGAAAAGGAUAGGAAAGCCUGUAAGUAUCACAUACGUCCUGUAACAAUUUCACAGUCUGUCUCGGAAGACUGGUUGCUGAUCCUUCACAGCAUGUAUUUUUCUAAUACUCAGUAUAUUAUCUGUAUUGUAUCUCAAGCCUAUUACGUUGUGCUUUUUCUGCUGCUGAUUAGUGAGAAUAAUCUGUUCUUGGCUCCUUCAGGAAAAAUACUUCUGUAUUCUAAGCUGGGUACUAUGGCUAGUUAUAUUUCAAAGAAUAACAUUUUCUUGUAAAUGCUACUUUCUGAACCUUUUAUUUGGUAUCCUCUAAAUAAUGCAGUUUCUUGAGGUAUGAUUGCUACAGUGAAUUAUUAUAGUAAACUGUAGCAGUGCAGCCAGUUUGGUUUAUUAUAGAUUUUUUUUGAAUGUUUCUUUGCUUAGGCAGUAAACUAUGUAGCAAGAGGUGUGAAUCUUGGAGGGGGUGUGUGUAUGGAGGUAUGUGUGAACCUAUAAAUGACAGAAUAUCUUGUUACUAGGUCUGAGGUCAUGAUCCCUUUCCACUUGCAGGUACCCCUAAGGACUUGUCCCUUUGGCUGUGGGGAAACUGCCUGGCAGUAAGGCAAGACUGUGGGAAUUUGGCUAAUUUGUAUUUACGUGGUUGGAGUGCAGCCAGUUGUCACUGAGCUCUCAACUCCUUUCAUCUCCGUGUCACUAUUGCCUUUCUAGCCUGUGAGCGCUUCACAAUGGCUUCUGAGACACUGAGACUCUGUUUCUGGGUAAAGAAUGCAGACUAUAAAGUGUGUAGUUGUUGGAGAUGGUGCUGUGGGAAAAACUUGUCUUCUCAUCAGCUACACCACCAAUGCCUUCCCAGAAGAGUACAUCCCUACUGUGUUUGACAACUACAGUGCCCAAAUGACUGUUGAUGGCCGAACUGUUAGCCUGAAUCUCUGGGACACUGCAGGCCAGGAGGAAUAUGACCGCCUGCGCACUCUCUCAUAUCCUCAAACCAAUGUAUUCAUCAUCUGUUUCUCCAUUGGUAGCCCCUCUUCCUAUGCAAAUGUGAGGCACAAAUGGCAUCCUGAAGUUUCUCACCACUGUCCAAAUGUUCCCGUUCUUUUAGUGGGCACGAAGAGAGACUUAAGAAAUGACCUGGAAACAGUCAAAAAGUUGAAAGAGCAAAGCUUGGCUCCCACUACCCCACAGCAGGGAACUUCGCUGGCUAAACAAAUUGGAGCAGUCAAAUAUUUGGAGUGCUCAGCAUUGAAUCAGGAGGGUGUUCGUGAGGUGUUUGCUGAAGCUGUGCGUGCGGUUCUGUAUCCUGUGACAAAGAAAAACACAAGAAAAUGUGUCUUACUGUAGUUACCUGGAGUGAUGGAGUGUCAAAGUUGAAUACUGACUAGAAUCUUGGAGGGCUCUUUAAUGAGUUAAAUUGAAGAUUCUCAUCUUGCACUAACAGCUCUAAGCAGAAAUGCUUUAUGCAACGAAUAUUCUUGCAGUCUUAUUGCUUCAGGGAAACUGAAACAGAGGUUUUUUUUCUAGCUGAGAGGUCAAAUAUCUACUUUAUUUCUAAAGUUCCAGUCUCUAGCUUCUCCAGGGAUCACUUGGCUUUUGUCCUUAUUCUGUGAGGAAAAUAAAAGAAGGUACUUCUUUGAAGCCGGACUUCUUUACUAGAUAGACAUCAGUUACUAGAUUUGUUGAAAAGCACAGAUUAUGAUAACUUUGCUCUAAGUAUAGCUGCUGCUUUUUCCAUCCCUUAUUUUACUGAUCUGUUUUACAAACAGAAGUCCGACUAUGCAGUUCUUUUGAUUUGUCAAUUUAAGUCUUGAAAACAACUUGUUUACAUGCAAAAAUGCCUGAAAUAUUUCUGAGAUUCACCUUAGAGUGAACUGUGAUCAUUUAUAUGAAGAGUUAGCAUACGGUGUGUUUAAUGUAAUGAGCAAGACCCAGGGAACACCUGCAGUGAUUUUAUUAAUAGAAGUAGGAACUGAUUUCUCCUAAUGUACAGAAUUUAGGAUAAUGACGAAUCACUGAAAUGAGCAGUUUUCAUACUUUUGAAUUGGAGAGGUGAAAGAGUAGUUUAGAUGCAAGUCUUUCAUAAUAACCUAAAUUGAGUUUUGAUUUCACUCUCCAAAGAGAUUUUGCACCUUGAGAAUAAAGUUCAGUUACCUUCUCAGACUGCCUGAGGUAGUUGCAAUGACACUUCUCAAAAUGAGAUUUUCGGUGUGAUACCUUUCAUGAAUCCCAGAGACUUGAUAGCAUUUUGCCAUUUGCUCUUGAGGAAUUCAUUGCUUUACUUCUUACUGUUCUUGGGCCACCACCUGAGAUUUUUAUGGCAUAUUGCUUUGUCUCUUUUCUGGGAGAACACUGACAGAAAAUUUGGGGGUUCUGUUUACAGGAACCAGGAACGCUUGUUUCUUCCUGGCAACUCACUCGUGGUUUCAGUUAAAUUUAUAAUGGUUAGUCAGUCACUGAAUAGAUUUACUUGGGCAGUUUUUUUCUUUCUAGUAGGUGAUCACUUAAUAUAAACUGUUUUAACUGAAGUUCUAUUUACAUCCUUUUUAACUUUGCUGAGCGUCUCUAGUGAGUGGCAGCUGGCUUUUACUUUCAGGGUGCACUGUUCUUGAUGUGUCAUUCUGGGACCAGCUGAGGAGUGAGUGCAUGAAACCUUCCUUAGACUUAACCUUACAGCUUGGUGGUAUGAAAGCAGCAUGCUUCAAAGCUACUUUGUGUGAAACCAGUGGUGCUGGACUGAGCUUUGUUGUCUGAGGUUGACAGUGCUGUCUUUGUCUGGGUGCAGCCUCAAUGGGUAAUUCAGGACUUGCUUUCUUGUGAUUCCCACACAUGCAAAAGUGCACUGGUGUAUAUCCUGGACAGAAAAAAAGCCUCAUUUUAGCAUGAGAACAGAGAGUACAUCAAGAAGGGUUUAGGGAUAUUGUGUUAAUUUGACCUUGCUUUAUCUGAUACAUGCAAAAAUACCAGGUGGAUAGAAACAUUCAUAUUUGUGCUCUAAUUCCCUUUCAGGAGGAUGUGCCCUUCUUCAGCCGGUGUAACUGAUGCUCCAAUUUUUGUGUAUCUGAGAUACGCUUGUAUUGGUGUUGCCUUAGCAAACUGCAACCCAUAAUUUAUAAGCUGCAGUUAAUCCAAAUGCUGAUAUAUGUGUCUAGUGAACCAAUGCAGAGGUCCAAAUGUUGCCUUAUUGCAAGCAACACCAAAACACCUGUUAUGUAUGUUUGCAGAAGCCUAGGGACUCUGCGUAUUUUUCUUCACCAAGUGCCAUUGCACCUCUUGCACUCAUGGAAAUGCUGUUCCAGAUGUGGCUCCCAUUGCAGUGCCCUGCAGGCUUGUGAAGCUGUAGUGUUUUAGUUAGGUAACCUCUACUCACCAUGUUCUGCCUUUACUUUAGUAGUAGGCCUUUACUGUGGGAUUGACUUGGAGGUAGUAAUUAACUGUGCCUUGUAAUUCAAGAUUAUUUUCUGUAGGUAAAUUUCAGUAACUGCAUAAAAAGGCUUUAUCGUGUUUACAAUGUAUUUAUGUAAGCCAGUGCACAUGGGCGUUUUUAAUGCUAGUCAGGCAUAAAUCAACUGUCUAGUCACCCCAGUGCAAGCCCCUUUGCUUCAUUCAGAGAUGUACUUCAAAGCGUUUGUGACGUUUGAACUGCUCUUAAAUAGACUUAAUUUCAACAACAGGCACCUCUUCCACCCCCCCCCCCUUCUCUGCUACAUAUAUUUGCAAUUUUGUACUGAAACUACUACUGUUUUAAAAAGUUUUUACUUUUUUACAUACUGAAAUAUUUUAGGUCUGCAUAUUUUGUGGUUAUUCUGAACUGGAUGACAGUAACUCUGUGGAGAAGAAAUCUUGUGAGCAAGUAUUACUACACACCCCUCCUGUUCCUGUAGACUCACAGAGCAGCCAACCUGGUGUUAACUGGAAGAGAGUGUAUUGAGAUAAAAUUCAUCUACUUAAUCAAUUUAUUUGAAUUGAUUACAUUAUCCUAGAACACUUUAUCCCCAUUUAGAUUCCUUACUAAAUGGAUCACACAACAGUACGGAGGAGAACAACAUGAUAGUGAUGAAAAUGAGCAGAAGGUGAACUUUGAACACUCUCAGAAACUUUAGGGGAUUUGGUGUACCUCAUUAACAGUUGCUUAGGUGUCAUGUGUUUCUGUUGAUUUCUGCCAGGAGCAGAAGCCCUGCUUGGCUGACAGCUCAGCUGGUUUUCUCCAGCCUCUGCUCCUCGUGAGGAAGAGCUUCAGGAGCACACAGAUACAAUGAGCUUUUCCAUUCAAUGGGCAUUCUGAGUUUGUGAUUUUCCUUUCCCUCGCUGCCUACAAUUCUUGAUGCAUUUUAUUGUAAGUAGUCCAGUGCUUUGGUCUACAGUCUGUUCUGUGCCUUCCACAUGUUGUUUUGGUUUUUCUCCAGUGGACGGGAAGCAAAUACAGAGUUCACACAAUGCCACAGCUGGAUUUUAUCAAAUUUUUGGUUUUGUUUUAAUCAAGAACAUUUUGGGAGAUCAGAAAACACGAGUUAAGCUGUGUGGGUUUUCUCUACUGUUCAAGAUUCCUCAGUUUGUUACUGGUAGGAAUGCAGUGUGUAUGUCUUCAUUCACAGAAGAGACUCUCUAUGAAGAGGCUGAUUUCAGUUUUUCAGUGCAUGAAUGAUUUCUGAAAUAAGUGGUUUUUUGAAAUAUAGCUGAAGCCAUGCACAAGGAACUGAGCAGUACAGGAACCGUGUGACCAGAGGAUGAUGCAGGGUGUGCUCAGAUGUGUACAAGUGCUUUCUCCAGUUUACGGCGGAGCUAUUUCUAUGGAACCUAAGGGGGAAGGGCCUCGCCGUGCUGUCUCCCAGUGCCGAACCUUGCUCGUGGUGCUGCCUGGGCAGACCGCGAGGAGCCAAUGGACCGAGGAGCGCCCAUCGGCGUCGGGAGCUCAGGACUCCAAGUGUGGUACUGAUACAUACACUGGCGACUUGAUUUUAUACUAUAAACCUGUAUUACAGCUAACAGUUUUAAAGGAUUUUUUUGUUGUUUUUGGUUUAAAUUAUGCAGAAUUAUGUUGCAAUAAACAUUUUCUCCUCUUUC
Pezoporus flaviventris is the source of this 5864-nucleotide messenger RNA. Its product is annotated as rho-related GTP-binding protein RhoG-like. Gene Ontology annotation, cellular component: cell cortex; plasma membrane; cytoskeleton. Lineage: Eukaryota; Metazoa; Chordata; Aves; Psittaciformes; Psittacidae. The record is from RefSeq and is a predicted model, not a curated record. Gene Ontology annotation, molecular function: protein kinase binding; GTP binding; GTPase activity. Gene Ontology annotation, biological process: regulation of cell shape; regulation of actin cytoskeleton organization; actin filament organization. Bases 1572 to 2147 code for a protein of 191 amino acids. The transcript is spliced from 2 exons.